AUGAACCCGUCAAAGAUAGAAACAUCUGAGUUGCUAUGCAAAAUCAAAGUUGAGAGCCAAGUCAGAUUACCUAGCAUUAGCAUGGUUUUUGUUGCUGCUUUAUUCUUGAGCUCAAUUGUCAUAUUUUUGAUAUCUUCAGCAGGAAAUGCACUGAGCUUGAAUUACUAUGAGAAAACUUGCCCCGAUGUCGAUUCCAUUGUUACAAAUGCUGUCAAUAAAGCAAUGAUGAAAGACAGAAAAGUCCCUGCAGCGCUACUCCGGAUGCAUUUCCACGACUGUUUCAUAAGGGGUUGUGAUGCUUCAGUGCUGCUAAAUUCGAAAGGGAACAACAAAGCAGAGAAAGAUGGGCCACCCAAUGCUUCUUUGCAUGCAUUUUAUGUCAUUGACAAUGCAAAGAAAGAAGUGGAAGAUUCAUGCCCGGGAGUGGUGUCAUGUGCUGAUAUCUUGGCUUUAGCUGCAAGGGAUGCAGUUGCAUUUUCAGGAGGUCCAACAUGGGAUGUCCCAAAAGGAAGAAAAGAUGGGAGAACAUCAAAGGCUAGUGAAACUACACAAUUGCCUUCUCCUACCUUCAACAUAUAUCAGCUGCAGCAGAGCUUCUCUCAAAGAGGUCUGUCCAUGGAUGACGUAGUGGCUCUUUUAGGUGGCCAUACUCUAGGGUUUUCUCACUGCUCAUCCUUCCAAAGCAGAAUCCGCAAUUUCAAUGCCACUCAUGACAUAGACCCCUCUAUGCAUCCAUCCUUUGCAGCCAGCUUAAGGAGUGUUUGUCCAAAAACAAACAUGGCAAAGAAUGCAGGAACAACCAUGGAUCAUUCGCCAACAACUUUUGAUAAUACAUAUUUCAAGUUGAUCCUCCAAAAGAAGGUUUUAUUCUCCUCAGACCAAGCUCUACUCAGCGCUCCAAAGACAAGAGAUUUGGUUACCAAGUUUGCCAGCUCCAAAGCCACUUUCACUAAGGCUUUUGCAUCAUCCAUGAUCAAGUUGAGUAGCAUCACAGGUGGUCAGGAGGUUAGGAAGGAUUGUAGGGUGGUAAACUAA
Molecule: messenger RNA, 1035 nt
Organism: Dovyalis caffra
Lineage: Eukaryota; Viridiplantae; Streptophyta; Magnoliopsida; Malpighiales; Salicaceae
Source: the annotation of a GenBank genome assembly